Xenia sp. Carnegie-2017 is the source of this 2566-nucleotide messenger RNA. Its product is annotated as histamine H2 receptor-like. The record is from RefSeq and is a predicted model, not a curated record. Gene Ontology annotation, cellular component: membrane. The transcript has 2 exons. Gene Ontology annotation, biological process: G protein-coupled receptor signaling pathway. Gene Ontology annotation, molecular function: G protein-coupled receptor activity. NCBI's taxonomy places the organism in Eukaryota, Metazoa, Cnidaria, Anthozoa, Malacalcyonacea, Xeniidae. The coding region runs from base 559 to 1908 and encodes 449 amino acids.
UUUCAUUUAUGCACAUUGCUUACAUAAAUAUCACAACAGGCUAUCUUCCCAGGUAUGGUCUGCGGUAAAAAAAAAUAAAUAUCCCACGCAUUUAUUAAGGAAAGACGUAUCUAGCAAACGGCAACCGUUUCCCCUGGCGUUGGAUUUUAAUGAAGUUAUAUGAUCUGACGCAUUUGAAAAGAGAAAAAACUUUUUAGUUUCUGUAACCACAAUGUUAGUUUUAAUCAUAAAUUUUUUCAUCGCAUGACUUGCACUUUUUUAUUGCAUUCACAAAGCUAUAGAAGUUUUAAGACCGCCCAUUGGGAAGGAACUGUUCGCGUAUUCUUUCCAGCUCUCCGUCUCCAACCUCGAUGAGAAUGGCAUCUUGCGUACACGACUUGCGUAUUUAUGCCGGAUCCAACUUGGUGUAAACGGCUGUUUCGAACACGGAGUUAUUGAAUCGAGGAAAAGUCUUGUCGGUGUAUCGAUUUGAGCCACAAUAUAUAUGUCAUAUUGCAAGGUGAAAGUGUUACGGCGACUUCGAACUGAUAAUUGUUUUUCUUGCUAAUAACGGAGCUUAUGAAUCGAAUCAUCAUAAACACCCCAGAGAUGAACGGAACCCUUAUUAAUAUGACAAGCAAUUCGGGCACCACCAGCGCCACCACAGGUCUACUUUUCACUACAGCGCCAUUAAUGGAAACGACAAUUUUCUCGUCGACAAAUUUCACCACUUCUGAACCUUCUUUGAGGGUGCGUACAAGUAAAAAUCCCGAAUUCCCCUUGUGGUUUGUCAUUGGCCUUGUUAUCUUGGGUAUACUUACGUUGUUGGGCAACGGUAUCGUCGUCUAUCUUGUGGCAGCAAGACCCAAACUUCGCUCGAAAACCAAUUUCAUGGUCAUGUCUUUGGCGUUCUCAGAUAUCGUCGUCGGCGUUGGAAUAGUUCCAUCGUUCUUGGCAUGCAUGUACGAGAAGUGCGAUAACCUGCUAACAAAACUAUUUUACGAUGCUUUUCUGUUCGUGUCCGUUUGCAAUUUAUGUUGCAUAACGUUCGAUCGCUUCUUGGCCGUCACUAGACCACUUCGCUAUCACACGAGGGUAACGCGUGGGGCAGUUAUCAAAGGGGUGGCACUUAGUUGGAUUAUACCAAGUGUAGUCGCGCUGAUACCAGUAACUUGGCAAUAUACGAACACGUCUUCUAGUGCUCGAAAAACAUACGACAAGAUUUACUAUACCGUACAAGUCGUCAUUUUCGUGUUUUGCCCUUGUCUCAUCAUGUUGAUCGUGUAUGCUGUUAUCGUGAACGUUGCAUGGAAACAGAGCCGGCACAUUCAUCACUUGAGAACAACCGUCAACAGUUCUGGUGUAGGACCUGAUAACGCUUCCGUGACAUCAACAAGAGAAGCAAAAGCAACCUUGAAAGUAUUCGGUACUGUCGUUCUCAUGUUCGUGGCGUGCUGGGCCUUCUCAGCUUUCCGUACUAUUGUCACGAUAUAUAACUUGAUGCGCGUUCCAGAAAACGCCAUCCACGUGUCCAGAUUACUGCUUGUUGCGAACAGCGCUGUCAAUCCUAUUAUCUACGCAAUGUGGAAGCAGGACAUCAAGAACGAGAUGAGAAGACUUCUUAGGCUGUAUUUGCCUGCAGUGAAGCCUUCGAUUACAUUGGCUGCUCGUCAGUGCAGUGCAAGUUCCACCAUGAAAUCUGUGACUUAUUUAAAAAGGAAGACUAAAAAUGGUGAUUUGAAAACAGGUGGCACUGCCGUGCAAAUGAAACCAGACUGUGAGCGGUCAAAGAGUGGUGUCGUCAACCACGGAUUGGGAAGUGUUGAAGAGAUCACCACUACUUUUGACAUGGCAACUUCGAUGCGACCUAGGCAAUCGGCUGCGUUCGGUAUUGAUAAUAUUGUACCGAAAAUAGAUGGGAUGGAAUAAGUUGGUGCAUCAAAACACGCAUCUUAUAUUUGAUUAGCAAACAAGAAUCCUCCAUUGCCUGUCGUGGAAAAAAGGAAUAAUUUUCACAAGAAUAUUCAGCAGCACAAGUCGUCAUUUCCGACAGGCGAGGGUGUUUGAAACUUGUAAUUUCUUUCAUUCUUUUUGCAUUAUUUGUACAAAGUGUUUGUAUCUUUGUUAUGUAUUGUAUUGAAGUAUGGAAUACGGAUCAUUGAUUACUGAUCAGACAACGGCAGUUUUGUGUUAAAGGGAGCAUCAAUUCGUUAAUAUAGUUACAUAUGCUCAAAAUGGUACCGGAAUCGUCAAACAUACAAAUGACAAGACAUUUAUGGUAUUUGCUAAUGAAUUCCUAUCCAGAAAUGUCAGAUUGAUUAUUCGGUAUAAAAAGGCCUAGCAUCAUAAAGUCUUGAGUAAUUUUUCUUAUUCAUACAAAUGUAUAUAAAUGAACUCUUAACCGUAUGGAAGUAUAAAUGAAUCUUAACAAAUGUAAAUGUAAAUGAACUCUUACGAAGUCAGGUUUCACAGUCCAGUUUGGUGAUGGAUUUUUUAAAGAUUUUCUGCACAAGAUUUUGAUUUGAGUUUUUUUAAACUCAACACAAGAUCACUAAAUUGGUCUUAAAUAUACGUUCUUACAAAAUUA